UGAAAAUUUUGGCAACAAAACAAACUGCGGCACGUUUGUUGACAAAAAUGAUGCCGCUAUUUCACCAUGUAAAAACAUGUAAAUUAUAAUUGACUGUGGAAAGUUAAAAAAAAAAAAGAGAAAUUACCAGAGCAGUCAAGAUGCAGGCAACGAAAUUUUCAGUCUUUUCACAUCGCAUAAGAUUAACAAAUUUUCAUUUUAGAGUAACCUGCGCACCAGUAACUCGAUAUUACAAUGUAGCAUGCUUUGGAGAAAGACUCCAGUCGAAGACAUUCUUUGGCUUUCGUCAGACUUCAUGUUCAGUUAAAAUAGAAUCUCCUUUACUUGUAUCUUAUGCUGGAAAUAGAAGAUUAUCAAGUUCUCCUGCUAAGAAUGACAAAGGUGAUGUACAGGAAACUGAAGAGCCUAUUGAGAAACUUUCAUUAUUUAAACGAUACGAAAAGAUGUUCAAAGAAUAUUGGUAUGUGUUGUUGCCCGUCCAUUUCGUCACUUCAGCUGUGUGGUUUGGAAGCUUUUAUUAUGCAUCAACAUGUGGCCUUGAUAUUAUACCAUUUCUAGAAUAUGUAAAUCUGCCUGAUGUAUUGAUAGCUCCUCUACGUAAUUCUUCUCUUGGACACAUUGCUGUUGCAUCUGCUUUGUAUAAACUGGCUACCCCUGCCAGAUACAUGGUUACUGUUGGAGGAUCAACUUUUGCUGUUAACUUUUUAAAAAGGCGUGGACUAAUUAAGCCAGUGCCAACAAAAGCUGAGAUAAAAACAAUGAUACAAAAGAAACUUAAAAAGGAUGGAGCUUCAGAGGAUAAUUGAUGUAGUAUAUAUUUAUUAUUAUUGAUAAAAAUUUUGUACAAUA
Molecule: messenger RNA, 849 nt
Organism: Parasteatoda tepidariorum (common house spider)
Lineage: Eukaryota; Metazoa; Arthropoda; Arachnida; Araneae; Theridiidae
Cellular component (GO): mitochondrion
Source: RefSeq, a predicted model, not a curated record